CCCCACCAGAGCGAGGGAGUGAGCGUGCUGUGGAUGACACGUACUGCAAUCGAGCGAUAAGGUUUGACAGGCGACCAGAAGGAGACGACGAGAUAGGGAGAUGGUUAAAGACCUCGCUGAGGAGAGGCCACCGGGAAUGGAUGGAAAUGCCGUUUUUCCCUUCUACACAUAUUAAACAAAAACCGUGAGUUCUGCAUCUUGAUAACACUACAGUAAUUUUUGGAGACGCCAAACACAAGACCGGGCAUUCACUGAUGGUUUCCACCAUGCUCCCUCGCAGUAUGCGCACCACUGUUAUGGACCUGCCAGGGGUGGGGCAAAAGGACGUGCCCCUGAUUGGCUAUCGGCCUUUGCAACCUGAGACUGACAACUCCAGGGGUGAAUCAGGGAAACUAGAAAACAGACAGUUGGAUGUGCAACAGGUGGAGUCUUCACCAAUGAAAACAACAUGGUACUGCCCAUUGGACACGUCGUCGGUGUCAGAAAAGGCGGAGGACGGGGUGAUCUAUACAGUUGUCGUGAAACAACAGAAUGUCUCCACCACCUGUCCAGCGCCAAAGACCAUGCGCUCUCAGUGCGUGAAAGCGGGAAAAGAAGAGAAGCUGGUCCUUCACCUCCUGCACUCCUUUUCUAUGGGGGACUCCUCCUAUGUCUCGAUAUUCCUCUCCACCUACCGUUCCUUCACCUCCACACAGAGAGUGCUGGAUAUCCUUACUGACAGACUGGAGCACCCGCCUGGGGAGAACAACCGGAGCCAGAUCAGACUGGCCUUCAACAUGGCAGUGUGUUCAGUCUUUAGUGCAUGGCUGACUGAGUAUCCAGAGGACUUCCGGUCCCUCGCAGAUCCAACCCCCAUCCUCCGUCUCGUCCCCUUCCUGCCCACAGACUCCUCUGGGUCAGAGGUCAAAGGUCGGCUACUGAAAAUCGCUGAAGAACUGAGUGAAAAGUCACUGCUGUGUCACUCUCCUACAGAUAGCAUCACCUCUGUGUUCACUCCCACUGACCCUGCCAAGUUUGAUGCCACCAACAUUCUGGGCUUCGCUGGUCAAGUGAUCGCCGAGCAGCUGACCAUGAUCGAGACGGAGCUGUUUCUUCGCCUGGUUCCCUACCACUGUCUGGGCUCUCUGUGGUCCCAGCGGGAUAAGAAGGGAAGAGAGGGGCUGUGCUGGUCGGUCCGGGCUACGGUUCGGCAGUUUAACCGGCUGGCCAAUGCCGUAACGGCUUCGUGCCUGUGGAACACGGGCCUGCGGACCCAGCAGAGGGCCCGGCUCCUGGAGAAGUGGAUCCGUGUUGCAGAGGAGUGUCGUGCCAGGAAGAACUUCUCUUCGCUAUACGCCAUUGUGUCUGCUCUGCAAAGCAACUCCCUUCACCGGCUGAGGAGGACCUGGGCAGAGACUGACAGGGAGGCAGUGAGGAGGUAUGAAGAGCUGUCAGACAUCUUUUCUGAGAAAGACAACUACUCCCAUAGCCGGGAGCUGCUCAAAGAAGAAGGCACGUCGAAAUUUGCUAACUUGGACACUAAGAUAAACCACAGAAGACACGUGGGGACUGUGGUUCAGGGUACUGUCCCCUACUUGGGCAUCUUUCUCACUGACCUCACCAUGCUGGAUGCAGCAGUCAAAGACCGACUAGAGAAUGGCUAUAUCAACUUUGACAAACGAAGACGAGAAUUUGAGGUUUUAGCUCAAAUCAAACUCCUACAGUCCUCUUGUAAAAACUGCUCUUUCAUCCGUGACGAGGCUUUUCAACGGUGGUACCACAGUGUGCCCACUUUGAGUGAAGAGGAGAGCUACAGACUAUCCAAUCAGAUUGAAGGACUGUCGGAACCAAGUCCGAGCCGUUCUUUGAAUCCUACAGUAGUAAUCACGAGCUGCCCAGACAUUCCCCCAUCGGAAACCAGCCCUGCCACUGAGAACGAAGGGAUUUUUGACCUCCCCUCUCCUGUCAAUCACUUGCUUUCUAAACUUACCAAGCACAUGAAAUCACCCUCAGUUUCCUGUCUGGAUGUUGACUCCUCCCCUUCAUCCGCUGAGCAAACCCCCGCCGCAUUGACCCCGUCCACCGAUGUCGUCAAAUCACAUCGUCGCUCAGUUUCCUGUGGCAACACUCCCGCCAAUAACAGCAAAGGGGCUGGGCCAGAUAUGCGAAUCAUCAGAAUACGAAUGGACAUUGAAGACGGAAAUUUAUAUCGCAGUAUACUGGUGACAAGCAAUGACAAAACUCCAUCCAUAAUCAGCGCUGCCUUGGUAAAGCACAAUCAGGACCCCAAAGAGGCCUCCAGAUAUGAGCUGAUCCAGCUGCUGCCUGAUGGAAAAGAGCUGACAAUACCCGCCACAGGAAAUGUAUUCUACGCUAUGAUGUCCUCCAGUGUGGACUUCGAGUUGAGAAGGCGGGGAAUGAGCACACCCCUCGGCCCUCAUUCAUUCAGUAGUGAGACCAGUGCCACCUUCCCACGGAUCAAAGCGAAGGGACGGAGACUGGUUAGGACACUCUUUUGAUCAUCUGGCUUUUCUAACACCAAGCAUCACUGCAAAUUGCACAACUUUGAAAGGAGAUUAUGACAGGACUUUGAAGCAAUGCAGUCUUCCUCCCCCAUUCAUAUCAACUGAUUUUUCCAGGGUUCUGGGAAUUCUUGGUUUUGGAAAUUUCUCUUUCAGCUCAUCACUUGAAAUUUGUGAAGGGCUGAUUAACAUGUGACACCAACAAAGGCCAUUUAAAAAUAUGAUUCCUUUUCAUAAUGGAUUGAGGUAUAGAGACCAUAUUGACCUCAGAAUGUUUACACUUCCAUCUGGUCUGUGUGUGCUGGUUUUUUGUGCUGCACUGGCCUAAAUUCAUGAAUGAACUCAAAUCUAUGACACAGGCAAAAAAAAUCACUCACCCUGUAUUGAUGCCAGAUUGUCCUGAGGAAACUCUAUACAUAUUAGCUGUGAGUCAUUUUACCCCCACAAAUUAGAUCAGUAGUAAAGUAGAGCCCAUGCCACCUGACCCAUAACCAAAGGAUUAUGGGCACAAAUCUCAGAUGAGACACUGGUAUUGUGCACUUGAGAAAGGUACUUCAGUGAUUACCUUCAUGUAAAAUUGCAAGCAUUGUAUACAGGUGUAAACACAAAUACAUAUAAAAAUGAUUUCAAUUCUGUGCAGCUUAAACCACAACCACGUCAUACCAAGUAAUCACAUUUCAGCUGACUCUUUGUCCAGCAGCACCAGUUUUUAAAUCCUUAUUUUGUGUUUGAUAAAGAGAGAUGCCACCAUCUGCUAGGUGAUAUUUUUCAUCUGUGGAUGAGUCAGUGUCUUGCGAUUAUAGGAAGGAAGUGCAGGGAAUGACACACAACUGACAAACAGCUGAGAAAGACUUGCAUUGUGAUAUUGAGUGAUUUAGGAAAUAUGUUCUGUUGGCAAAUUUGCUAAAUGUAUCCCAAGGCUUAAGACAAGCAUUUUAUUUUUUAUAUCACUGUCAUACACUAGCAUUGUUUGUUUGAUAUUUAAAUCUAUAUAUUGUAUAUACAGUAUAAAAAUAUUAUUCAAGUGUGCAGGUGACGUGCAAAAUCUGUUUACAUUUUUUAAAAGCAGUCCAUGAAGAAUGUGCAGCAAAUCAGGUGGAUGACAUUAAUAUUUCCCUGCAUAAUAAUAUUAUAAUUCUGUUAUUGUAUUUUCAAAGAUUUAUCUCUGAGCCACUGUGAUUGGUAGAUUGUGAUGCAGGCAGGUUAACAUUGUAAUGCAGUGUACUACAGUGCACAAUUCCAAGAAGACAAACUGGAUAAAUAAGAUAUAAAAGUAUGUCACAAAAUGGACAAAAUGGCCAUGUCAAAGUUGCCAUCAUCGAUAGCAUGGUUUCUAGUAUGUUAUUGAAUGGACGUGCUUUAGACACAGCCCAAAUAAGUUAAUGAAUAUAUACUUGGUCCAUACAUACCACGUAUUCAAAGAAAUACAGUACAUAUUAAUAAACCUGAAGUCAGUAAAUUUAAACAAACAAUAUAUUAUUUGAGUUUCAAAUGGUCAUAGCAUAAUAACGAUAACGAUAUAUUCAUGCUGGCAAAAUGCAUUAUAUAUUUGUAUUUAUCCAUGUACAUCUAAUAUAACACCUGGCGGAACACUACCUUGUUGUUCUUUUACAGCAAGUAUAAUUCUGUAGGCACUUAUAACAAAAUCAGCUUUAUAGAAGAACCAAUCUUAGUGGUUCUGUGAAGACACUAUUUCAUUUCUAUUGAUUUGUGGGUCAGAAGACAAUUAAUUCAGUUCUAGCUUAAAAAAAUGUAUUUAAAUGAUUUUUUUAUUAGGCAGUAUCAGCAGUAUGUACCAGAUGAGUUCUUGUGAACCUUGAUUCCUCUGACAGUUGUGCUAAUGAAGUCUCUGUAUUAUUUGAAACUGAGGCAUGAAAUUGGAAGUAUAGGUGACAGGAGUGAUCUUCUGUAAGGUAGGUAUAGCACAGGCAUAUCAACCAGCUGUUUCAAGUGCCUUGUUCUCAGGUGUGCUUACCUCAUUGUGAGUGCUUUAAAAUUUACAGAUUUCUUUAAGUUGUAUAUGUUGUAAAUUCUUACUCUGCUGUGUGUGUGUGUGUGUGUGAGAGAGAGAGAGAGAGAGAGAGAGAGUGUGUCAUGGUUUAUAAUGGCCUUUUCUGCAGUUAACGUCUUAUUCCCUUGUCAUCUAAUAAAUGUUUCUAUUUUUUA
Molecule: messenger RNA, 4667 nt
Organism: Anguilla rostrata (American eel)
Lineage: Eukaryota; Metazoa; Chordata; Actinopteri; Anguilliformes; Anguillidae
Gene: rgl2
Product: ral guanine nucleotide dissociation stimulator-like 2
Exons: 20
Coding region: 255-2498 (747 amino acids)
Biological process (GO): Ras protein signal transduction; positive regulation of GTPase activity
Cellular component (GO): plasma membrane
Molecular function (GO): guanyl-nucleotide exchange factor activity
Source: RefSeq, a predicted model, not a curated record